Cryptosporidium muris RN66 is the source of this 2166-nucleotide messenger RNA. RefSeq names its product ABC transporter family protein. Gene Ontology annotation, biological process: transmembrane transport. The coding region runs from base 1 to 2166 and encodes 721 amino acids. Gene Ontology annotation, cellular component: membrane. Gene Ontology annotation, molecular function: ABC-type transporter activity; ATP binding; ATP hydrolysis activity. The transcript has a single exon. NCBI's taxonomy places the organism in Eukaryota, Apicomplexa, Conoidasida, Eucoccidiorida, Cryptosporidiidae. The record is from RefSeq and is a predicted model, not a curated record.
AUGACUUAUAAAAAUAAAUCUGUUGUCUCAAAAGAGAGAUCAAGUGAAUGUUUAGGUUUUUUUACCACUCAGUCAACCUGUAUUGAGGAAAGUGAUGAUCCCUCAAUUACAAAGACACUUGUGAAAUCAAACAAUAAUACUAUUGAUUACCUAUCUAAACUACAACAAAUAAACUAUGCAAAAAAUCAAGGCUUUAUAGGUUCUUUUAAAUUGAUUUGGAUCUUGUGUAUUGAAUAUUUUAAAUCUAAUGGAUACUGUCAUAAGAAUUGCAAAAAGAUAAGAAAAUUGAAACUUCCUAUAUAUCGACUAGGAUAUGUUGUAAUUCUGCUUAUUGCAAGCUCUACUUUAUCUUAUUUAUUUUCAAAAAUGCUCAUUCAAUUUUGGAGAGCUCUUGAGCAAAAAAAUAAGGAAGAUUUUCAACGAGCUUUAGUUUUAUAUAUGCUAGUAUUAAUAGGCAAUGCACUUAUACAUGUUAUAAAAAUUGAUAUAUUAUCAAGAUUACAAGCAGAUUUGCGAAUGUGGAUCACUGAGAAAUUUUUGGAUCAAUACUACUUUGAUAACACUUGUUAUCAGUUUGCUAUUAAGAAGACUCUUGAUAAUCCUGAUCAGCGUAUAGGCGAAGAUGUUGCCUUAUUUGCAUCAUAUUUACUACAUCUAAUAUGUAGGUCUAUUGACAACUUUUUUGAUUUUUUAGUACAUUCAGUUGUUCUAUAUAAGAUUAAUAUCAGUUUAUUUACAGUAUCUUUAUUAUACUCCGCUAUAGGUACAUACAUUAGUGUAAAAUUGGGAAGUGAUAUUAUUCUUGCUAAAGUGGAAGAACGAAAUAUUGAGAGUAAUUUUCGAUAUUCAAUAGUUCGUGUUAGGGAAAAUGCAGAAAAUGUAGCUAUGUAUGGGGGAUGGGAUUAUGAAUUAAGUAAUCAUAAAGAUAUUUUACUGAAAAUAACCGAUGCACUAGUAAAUAGACGAAAGCUUGAAACUAAACAAGGAUUUUUUAACAUUAUAUUUCAAUUCCUUAUCAAAAUAAUCCCCAUUGUAGUUAUAUCACCUGAUUACUUCUCUGGAGCUAUUACUAUGGGUGAAAUUAACCAAGGUAGUUCUGCAUCCCGUAAUAUUAUUGAUGAUAUUUCAAUAUUAGUGAAUACCUUUGGUGAAAUUAGUACUAUUUUCUCAUCUGUUGAUAGGAUUGGUCACUUCAUCUCUCUUCUAGCUAAAGAGUAUGUUGAUACAGUAUCGGCUAAAAUAGGUGAAUCGAUUAUCAAAGAAACUGAAGAUAAAGAAAUAAAUUUAUCGGUUUUACAAAUAGAAGAUAAAUUUUACAAUUUAUUGGAGAAGAGUGUAGACAAAUUUCUUUUUAAGUAUCCAGAAAAUAUCUUGCUUAAUUCAGUUAGAAAACCUUAUUUUGUUAUUGUUAAGCAAAAUGAUGGAUCAAAACAUAUUGGAAUUUCUGGAAGAAUACGAUCUUUAAUUUGGGAUAAAGAUUAUUUAAAAGUAGACAAUAUUGAUCUUUAUACUCCUGAUUUCAGUAGACAAGUUUUUUCUGGAGUUUCAUUCUGUAUUAACCCAGGUGAAAAGAUCCUCAUUUCAGGAGAGUCAGGUGUUGGCAAAUCAUCUUUAUUUAGAGCUAUAAAUGGUAUAUGGUUUAAUGGUUCAGGAAGUAUCUAUAAACCUCCAUCUUACAAAAUAUUAUUCGUUCCUCAGAAGCCUUACUGUACUAUAGCAACUCUUAGAGAUCAAUUAUUAUAUCCAUUAAAACUAGAUAGUUUUUUAUAUAAUAAUACUUUUAAAAAUAUCAAUGAUAUAGAUAGUUAUUUGGUGGAUAUCCUAGAUAAAGUUGGUCUAUCCUAUAUUAAGUCAAGAAUUCAAGAUACAGAUGAUGGCAACUUUCUUGAUGUUGUUAAAGAUUGGUCAAUUACACUUUCGCUUGGUGAACAACAACGUCUAGCAUUUGCAAGGAUCUUGAUAUUCAGUCCAUCAAUUUGCCUUUUGGAUGAGGCUACAAGUGCUUUAGAUGUAGGUACAGAAGCUAAACUUUAUAGUCUAUUAUAUAAAAGGCCAGAUCUAACUUAUAUAAGUAUAAGCCAUAGGCCUACAAUUCAAAAAUAUCAUGAAAAGGAACUUAUAAUGAAAAAUAACUGUGGGGUUCAUUUAGAAUAUAUUACACAGUAG